Messenger RNA from Phodopus roborovskii (desert hamster), 676 nucleotides. RefSeq names its product regulated endocrine specific protein 18 (gene Resp18). NCBI's taxonomy places the organism in Eukaryota, Metazoa, Chordata, Mammalia, Rodentia, Cricetidae. The record is from RefSeq and is a predicted model, not a curated record. Bases 131 to 676 code for a protein of 181 amino acids. Gene Ontology annotation, cellular component: endoplasmic reticulum. The transcript has 5 exons.
AGAGGAGGGCUCUGCAGAUCCUUAGUCACGUCGCUAGCGGGUGGAAAGUGACAUUCUGGCCCAGCCCCCUGGCUGUUGCUACUUCCACUGCGGCCAAGCCCAGGAAAGCGAGCAUUCGGACCCAAGGAAGAUGCAGAGCUCAUUGAGGCCCGCGGGCUCCGGGGGGCUUCAGCUUCUGGUCUGCUUCCUUCUGCUUUACAGUCGUCCAGGCAGCUGCAGCGACAUAAGAGCCCACGAUGGUCAGGGCCAAGUAGCAUCGGAGCAGUUCUGGUCAUUCCAAGGAUUUGCUGCUUCAGUCUUCCGGUACUUACAACUUAUACUUCAGCAGAUUGUACCAGAAGACCUGUUCUGGACAGAUGAACUAGCCCAAGAAGUACUCACUAAAAAGGUGGAGCACCUCAGCCGACUCCACCUCCACAACCCAUGCCGAAAGGAAGGGAAGGCAGUUUCCCCCACUGCAACCACUGGGGUGAGGGGUAAGCAAGAGGAGAAACAUGGAUUCUUAUACCCCAAGAGUCCAGCGGUCAAGGUGAACAGGGACCGAUGCUUUGCUACCAAAGUAGUUCCAAAGGCUCCCAAACAAGAAGUAAACCACCCCACCAAGGUGAGGGGCCCAGAUCGCCUAAGGACACUAGAAUCAUCAAGGACAUGUUUAAAUGGGGGGGGGCAGAUAUAA